AUGGGAAAACCUCUUUUAUAUGCUGUGAUUUUACUAUGGAUGAUGCCUGAUUUAUCAUUAGGAAUAACACAUAAAAAUAAAGGAGCUUCCCGGGCAAUGUUAUCCUGUUCUUCCUCUGAACAAAUGGAGCAUACUGAUCUAAUCAAGCUAUAUCUUUCCUCAGAAAACUUGGUUGUACAGUGUUUUUUCUUAUCUGGAAUUAAAAUUAAUGAAAACACAGAACACACCUUAAGUCUGCUCACAUCAAGAGGAAUCACUCCCAGUAUAACAAUUAAAAACAGCACUUACGCUGGUGUCUUUCACUUUAAUUUGUCACAGGAAAAAGAUGAGCCUACUUGGUCAAUUGAAAUUCCCAGAAAGUCAAUUACAAUUAAUGAAGAUAUUAAUCCAGUAGAAGAGUGGUUCAUAACUAUUACACUUCAAGAGGGAUUAGAAACUUACGUGACUGAAGGAACACUACUGGACCUUUACCGAGAACCUAUUCUUCAGUGGCAAAUUGGGUUAAAUGUGAACCCUUCUAUCAUACGAAAAAUACUUAAGCAUGUGUUAGGUCUCAAGAUUGCAAGAGAUCCAUGUGCUAAUGAUGUAGCAAUAGUUGGUAUCAUAAUCGAUGAAACGGUUUCUGGAUAUUUCUUUGGUGUGACUUUUUCUGGAUUUUGGGAGAAUAAGGAAACUUUUUGGUAUGAUGUCACAAGUAGUAUCUGCGUUGUCCAGAAUGAUGACGAGUGCCAGAAAUCUAUGCUUGUGGACAUUGUCUUAACAAAUUAUCAUUUAGUGGUCCUUUCAACAAUGGGCCUUUUUAUAAGUUCAGAUAUUCGUUACCCAAAUGAUACUUUAAAGUUUGAAAGAAUGGAGUUUUGUGGUUAUAAUACGGGCGAUUAUUAUAAAGCAAAACUAUGGUACAAUGAAAUAUGUUUAGCUAACCAAGAAGAUUUUGAAGAUGAUUACAUUGCUAUCACCUUUGAAAAAAGUAGGAGCAUGAGUCAGGUAAACUAUUGCCUUAAAAGAAGCCGACUACUUGUUUCUAUAGCUCUCCUCCAUUUUCUAAGUGGGAAAGUUGCGUCCCCCAAUAAUUCUUUUGUUGCUGUGAGGAGAUUCAAAAACAAGAGUCCGAUGACUGCUCUGAGAUUUCCAACUUUUUUUUUCCCUAGUGAGUUUCAUACUAUUAUUGGAAUGGCUUUCCAUCCUAGGACUCAUUUUUUGUAUGUUUUUGGAAAUCAGAUCUGGAUUUCAUAUGAUGGAGCUAACAGUUUUGAGAUAGUGGGAAAUUUUUUUGAUGAUGUCAUAAUUUCAAGCUACCAUAGUUUCCAUUCUAAAGAGAUUAUCUUUGUUUCUCAGGCUUCAAAUUUAUAUUUUUCUAAGGCAGGACUAAAAUUUUAUUCCAAAAUGGGUAAAAGCAAACUACCCAUUUUUGAGUUAUACUAUGACCAUGUGGGCACUGAAGCUUUAGUUUCUAUGAGCGAGAUGACUCAGGAUUGUAUAGACUUGUAUUCUAUAUUUGAUAAUGAAACAGUUUUACAGAGUAAUGAAGAUAUGGACUUUAAAACUGUAUUAGCUCCGCAGUACCUCACAACAUCUCAAAUGAUCUUUUUUGCAUAUGUUCCCCAGAAUGCUUCUAUGGAAACUAGAAAGAAUCAAAUAUUUUAUCCCCAUCACGAGAAAAAAGACAACUUUGUGGGCUUGCUAAAAGAGCUGAAACUGCUAUUUGACAUUUGCUUGCUCUUUACACUGUCCAAGCAACUCCUGAGAGCUAGACCCCCCGGACGGUAUUCUUCUCAAUUUAAAAAUUCUGACACUCACAAGACUGUGGUGAUUCCUGGUUACAGCAGCUUCCUAAUUCUUGAGAUUUUGAAUAACACAAGUGUUUUAGCUCUUGCUACCAUGCCUGUUAAAGUAUAUACAGGUAUGACGUUUCCAAGUAAAUCUUGGUUCCUGUAUCACUUUGGGACUACGAAUGAUUCCUCUACGUGGUCCAUUACUACAUCCUCCUGUAAACAUGUGAUCGUACAUGAUGAUGUCAACACAUCAACCAACAUAGUGAAAUAUCUUGAUCUGGGGUCUGCCUUUAAGUUUAAAAUUAAGGUUCUCUCAGACAUGCCAUACAAGAUUCGGGUACGAACAACACCAUUCCUAAAAAUACUCAUUGGACACGUGUUCUUGAUGGACGUGACAACGUAUGCCUAUUGGGAUGAAACUGACAGUUAUGUAGUUGAAAUGGAAAUUGUAAAUAGAUAUCUCAGUAAAGGUAUCACUACAAUUUCAUUCAUAAUCUGGCAAGCAACAGCUGAUUGCCUUACAUCAGCAAUUAUCAUGACACUGAAGAGCAGCUGUAGUUAUACUAAAUAUAUGAGUAUUUUACCCAAAUACAAACUAUCCUUGGAAGAUUGGGAAAGUGGACAAUAUAGGGAUGAACAUGGUUUCAACAUAAUCAAAACCUUGCCGAACAACUACAGGCCUCCAUCAGAACUAGGAAAAGAUAUCCCAACCACUAAUAACUUUUAUAAUGCAGAUCCUAGCAGACCCAAGCUAAGAAAUUACCACCCCCAAUCAAAAAAAACAGGGAUAUAUAAGCAGUGUUUAAACAAGACCUCUAGAGAAGACUGUAAUUGUACUACUGAACAGAAGAUGUCUCAAAAUGUAGCUUUCUCAGACUGCACAGAAAAGGUUGUUCGUUUUAUGUAUCCAGUUAUCCAGUAUCCUCUCUUUCUGAAAAUCAAAUCUGAAGAUAGCUUGAUCCCAAUGGAAGCUCCAUAUCUUGUUACCAUAUCUGAAGUGAAUGAGAGGAAAAACUGGAAACUCAAUCAAAAAAUGACAGCUGAAACUGCAAAAAUGAGAGAGUACUUAGAAAAAUCCAUUUCUGAUACUGUGUAUAAUCCAAAGGAUCUCAACCUGAGCAUAACUGGUUCUGAGUUAUACCACUUCAGAGUGAAAGUUAUUCCUGGAGUCACCUUUUGUAAAUUAGUUACUGAGUUUCAGAUUUAUGUUGAUAAUGCACCACUUCCAUUUCCAGGAAGACUGCUUAUUGCUUCUAUAGCAGCUGUAAUUUUAGGAGGAAUAAUUCUUGCAGUGUUUAUGGUGGAAUUAUUUGAUAUCCAUAUAUGGUUGCUGCUUAAAAAUCUGGUAGUAAGAAAGAACAAAGUGGCUUCAUCAAGAUCCUCUUUUGAUGUAGAAGAUUAA
Vombatus ursinus (common wombat) is the source of this 3177-nucleotide messenger RNA. It is a transcript of the gene CATSPERB, whose product is annotated as cation channel sperm associated auxiliary subunit beta. The record is from RefSeq and is a predicted model, not a curated record. Bases 1 to 3177 code for a protein of 1058 amino acids. The transcript is spliced from 26 exons. NCBI's taxonomy places the organism in Eukaryota, Metazoa, Chordata, Mammalia, Diprotodontia, Vombatidae. Gene Ontology annotation, cellular component: CatSper complex; cilium.